Molecule: messenger RNA, 1386 nt
Organism: Diplodia corticola
Lineage: Eukaryota; Fungi; Ascomycota; Dothideomycetes; Botryosphaeriales; Botryosphaeriaceae
Exons: 3
Coding region: 1-1386 (461 amino acids)
Molecular function (GO): oxidoreductase activity
Source: RefSeq, a predicted model, not a curated record
AUGGCUACCUCGACCAAAAUCCAACUCACGGCCAACGAGAAGCCGGCGUUUUUCGUCGCGCCGCUGAGGAAGGACUCGGCCGAGAAGGCGUCGGAGCUGCUGCAAGAAAACCAUACAAAGCAUCAUAUAUACUUCAACAGUGAAGGAUUUCACAACCACAUCGUCCACCACCUCCUCACCCUCUACGCCCUCGGCGCCCCGCCCUCCUCCAUCCAAGCCGCGUACGACGCCAACCGGACCUACCAGCGGCCGCCGGUGGCGGUCCACCCGCGCGUCGCGGCGGACCUCAGCAGCCGCUCGACCUUCGCCGCGCACCUGGGCGACGAGGCCUACUACGGCGACUACCUCGCGCACUUCUCGGCCGAGCUCGAGGCCAAGGGCGUGCGGGCGGUGCUGAGCGAGUACCUCUUCGCGCGCGACGAGCGCGCCGACGACCUGCUCGUGCGCACCUUCGCGGGCUUCCUGCACCCGCUGAUCCACGUGGGCUUCGGCGUCGAGUUCGCGCAGCCCGCCGUCGUCGCCGAGGGCCUCGCGCAGGCGGCGACGCACGAUGCCUGGAUCGGCAAGUUCUUGCUCGGCGCGGAGGAGGUGGCUGAGGAGAGGAAGGAGAGCGGGGAGGCGGAUUACGGCGUCAGGCUCGUGCAGCUGCUCGAGGAGAUUAGGGGUAACGAGAAGACGGCGGGUGCGGCGCGGUGGGAAGAUCCGAACAGGCUGCGUGAUGGGGUGAUCAAGAGGGCCGGCAAGGAGAUGUGCGAGAUCGCGGCGAAGUGGGUCGUCAACGGGGACGGGGCGGAGCGGGAGCGGGAGCUGGAGCGCAAGACGGCGGAGAUGAUUGAUGCAUCUGUGUUCUUCACCGCUGCCGCUCAGCGGCCCCCGCAUACGCACAAGAUGGACUUUUUCUACAUGCACUCGACCAAUUCCUCCGUGUUCUUCACCUCCUUCCUCACUUCGCCGCUCUUCCCGGCCGACGCCCGCGCGCGCCUUCUCGAAUGGAAGGGCCGCUUCGACCUUGGCAACUACGCCUCCCGCGGCGCGCCCAAGCUCCUGCCUGCCGAGCUCGUCGACUACCGCUUGCCCAGCUACGCAAAUGGCGGCUGGCAGCAGCUCAUCGACCACGUAAACGGCCUCACCGACGACGACGGGCACGUGUCCAAGAUGUUGCGGGCUGUGGCCAACGGCGCGCAGGCAUGCGACGCGCUGUCGCAGGAGGAGAGGAGGGGGUUUGCUGUCAAUGGACAGGAGGUCUGGCGGAGGGCCGCUGCCAUGGGCCUGGACGGCACGCAGGCGGGCGGCCCGGCGUGGGUCAGGAGCUGCGGGUUUGAGCAGGCUUGGGCGGAGGUGCCGGUUAGGGCGGGUGCGGACGACAGCACGAGGUCGCAGCUGUGA